Exophiala mesophila is the source of this 2877-nucleotide messenger RNA. RefSeq lists its product as uncharacterized. The coding region runs from base 62 to 1684 and encodes 540 amino acids. The record is from RefSeq and is a predicted model, not a curated record. Gene Ontology annotation, biological process: intracellular iron ion homeostasis; iron ion transport; copper ion import. Gene Ontology annotation, cellular component: plasma membrane. Lineage: Eukaryota; Fungi; Ascomycota; Eurotiomycetes; Chaetothyriales; Herpotrichiellaceae. Gene Ontology annotation, molecular function: ferric-chelate reductase activity. The transcript has a single exon.
CUUUAAGAUCAAUCAUGUAACAAAUUCAACUUGACUCUGCUGUCUUUGUUGCUUUCGAAUCAUGCUUGGCUAUAAAUUUAUCAAUUUGUCGCCCGAGCAAGUCGAGAUUCGUCGUCAGCAGCUCGACCGUGAUGGGUUUCUGGCAUGGUUGACUCCCAUCAUCCUGCUGACGGUCAUUUACAUUUAUCGUCGACUAUACAGCUUCAUCUCAUAUUCAGCAAGAGAUCAGAAUCACUCACACAAGUCUGCGACGCCACAUUCCUGGCCCCGAAGGGUAUAUCGACGUGCAGCUUGGAUUCUCAACACCACAUAUGUCUCUGAGUUUGGCCCCCUUCGCGUCCAGAUUCUGGGAUUGUUCUAUGUAGCAUGGCUCAUCUCUCUGGCCGCUCGCCACACUGGAAAUGACUACAUGCACAUCACCAAGGCCUUGGGCCACGUUGCUGUGUCCCAGCUGCCCAUUCACUAUCUUCUGUCCUUCAAGUCGCCAAUGUCGCCCAUUUCCAUCGCUACCGGAGUGUCUCACGAACAGCUCAACCCCUAUCAUCGCCUGCUUGGACGUCUGAUCCACGGCUUUCUAGCCGCGCAUGCUGUCUUAUAUAUCCGAUUCUUCGUCGUGUUGGAUCUGCUUGCCAAACGAAUCCAACAUCGCGAUGUCAGAUUGGGAGUCCUAGCCUUUUGGUCUUUCAACUUUCUUGGUCUGCUCGCAAUCCCACCAAUUAGGCGGAAGCUGUACCAUAAGGUCUUUUACCGGAGUCAUGUCGUUCUGAGCGCCAUUGUCGUCCCUAUUUUGUUCUUCCAUGUCCCUUAUACGAGGAAAUAUGUGGUGCAGGCUGGAGUUCUUUGGUUUGCGAAUGGCCUUGCGCGGAGCAGAGCGAGUAGUGUCAAUGGGCUCACCGUCACAACUCUCCCUGACACGAAUCUCGUCCUUGUCAACCUCACGGUCAACAAAUCUCGAGCGUUUGCCGAAAUCACACCUGGUCAACAUGUGUAUGUUCGAAGGAAAGGUCUGGGCCCAAGAAAUCCAUUCUCAAUUGUGCACACCACCCCCUCCGAGAGUGGUAAAGCGGAGCUGGACGUCAGCCUUGUGCUUCGAGAUCUGCAAGGCCCGCAGACAGCAUAUCUCUCUGGCCUGGCAAGCAAGGGGCUCUUGCCUUCUCUGGAACUUUCCAUUGAAGGACCAUAUGGUGAUUCAAGUCACUACUUACCUAGGCUUAUUAGUUCAUCUCGACAAGGUGAUCGAAGUCAAGUACUGCUAAUUGCGGGUGGCGUGGGAGCCACGUACUCCCUCCCAAUGUACCUCGCUCUGGUGAAAGCACGGCGCUCCACCGAAGGACUCAAACUGAUCUGGUUGGUAAAGUCACAGUCAGAAGCUCAGUGGGGCCUAGAUGUGUUGCAAACGGCCCACGUUUUGGUUGACGUCGAUAUCUAUGUCACAGGACCUUCGCAUAAUGGCAGUUGUAAUAUCAAAGGUGUCACUGUCAACACCGAGGGAUCACGGCCUGAUCUAGCGAGCAUCAUUGACGACAUCAUGGCUUUCAGAUGCUCGUUUGGAAAAGUCACUGUCAUGUUGUGUGGGCCACCUGGACUGUCACGUGUCGUGCGGGCGGCUGUUGGUCGUCAGGUUCUUAGCUAUGGCCGUGAAGUUGAAUGGCAUGAGGAGCAGUUUGGAUUUGGUGGUUCAUGAUGGCCAGACCAGCAACUCGGGGUUAGAAGUUGGGCUCUGAUGAUGAUUCAGAUCCGACAUCUCAUGCCCGCAGCAAGCCAGUCGAUGAUAGAGAAGAUUUGUUGAGCAAACCAAGGCAUGACUGAGCGCCGGCUGGGGAUUGUCCAUCAUAUGCUAGAGACUUCUGGUCCCACCAGUCACAUGUGUCUUCAAACAGAUGGAUGACGCAGAAAGCGAAUCUCAAACCUUCCUGUGUUGGCUGGCACAUUUUGAUCUUCUCCUCAUUCUGCCAAAUCUCACUUGAGUUGCUCGAGUUUCGACAGCAAAUCGAAGAGAACAACCAUUGAUGAUCCCAGCUUCUGAUUGAGUUCACACCCGUACCUACUCUUAUCCUCCAUCGCGAUAUCGGUACACGCAGAGAAAACAACAGCCGGCGACUUUGGGCAUAUCGGCAGGAGGUGGCGGAUUCAACAAGGUGUUCAAAGAACAUGUGUGGGGACGAGGAUGAAUUCGGAGUGAUGUCAUUGGAAACAAAUGAUAGUGGCAGUCGAUGGAACAGGUCUGCCCGAAUACUGUUACCAUGGAUGAUGGUCGUCGUCAUGCUGGCCAUGGCGAGGCGAGUGGCAGGCAAUCCGAUCGAAGUGAUGAGGUGGUCAAUAGGGGAUUCUUCAACGGCUAUUUCGACAUCAGAACAAGCGAUCUCAAUUCGACAAGUCAACAGGAAUGCUAUGGCUUCCCCUGCGCCGCAGAUCUCGGAUACGACCAUCUGGGUUUUCCUGGUUGCGUUCGCGGUGGCCAGCAGUGGCGCGAUCUGGAAUGUCUACGUUCGCAUUGGAAUGAAGCGCGAGGCAGUCAGAGAAGUUGAUAAGCAAUCGGAGCUGGCGAUGAAGGCCGGGAGGUGAGAUUGGGCGGACACAGAGGAUAUGGCUGGCUGGGAGAAUGUUGAUAGGGAGAAGAUGACUGGAAAGUCAGAGCGCAGUAUGUGAAGGGCAGGUCAAGGCAGCAGGCAGCGGCCUCUUCCGUGUAUGGAAGGAAGUAUCGUGAUGCACUUGCCACGUGGGAGGAAGGCAUCGUUCAAUGUCCUGCGUGCCUGCCGUGUAUGCAUUGUCCACGUGUUGUGUCGCCUGUUUCAAAGUCAGGGAAUAGCAGAUGAUCAACCAACGUCCCAUUGUUAAUGACCUGCAAGGGCUCGCUGGAGAUUUUGCAUUACACGC